Messenger RNA from Spinacia oleracea (spinach), 1212 nucleotides. RefSeq lists its product as uncharacterized. Lineage: Eukaryota; Viridiplantae; Streptophyta; Magnoliopsida; Caryophyllales; Amaranthaceae. The record is from RefSeq and is a predicted model, not a curated record. The transcript has 6 exons. Bases 431 to 754 code for a protein of 107 amino acids.
AGAAAAAUAAGCUUCCAGUUCAAAGAGCGAGAUGGAGAAUUGCAAAAGCAAAGCGUCGUCCGCCUGCCUUUCCCACCGCCCUUUCUCUGAUCUCCUCCAUUUACUGUCGUCUUCAGCACCGCCUUUCCCACCACCCUUUCGCUGAUCUCCUCCAUUUACUGUCGUCUUCAGCGCCGCCUUUCCCACCGCCUACAAACCUCCCGUAGAUGACGUUUGUUCCGCCCCUUCCGUCAAUUCUAAGUUGAGUUGUGUUGGUGCUGUUUGCUUUACAUGUUGCAGUUUGGUUCGAUUAGAAGAAGGGGCAUACACUAAAUUAGCAAUAGCAGAGCUCCUACCAUUACGGUUUCCAUGAGGAUGGUUUCAAGGGACACGUUUCUGCUUAUUCCGGCCCAUAAUCUUGACUAUCAACACAACAGAAUAUACUUUAUUCAUGCCAUAUGACCACAGAAAUACUACCCCGGAUGGAGCUUCUUCAGCUAAAAUGAAAGCAUUGGUGAAUGAUUUGAAUUAUCGGCACUUCCAAGGUCACUGCAUGACUGGUUCUGGGGGAGGCUCCGUUGGGUAUCUAGCACACGGUACUGCAACAGACUACAUUUAUGAGAUUGCAAAAGUUCCCAUGGCUUUCACUUUUGAGAUUUAUGGAGAUGAAUCUGCUUCAGAAUGUUUAACCCAACAGAUCAAACCACCUUUAAGAUAUGUAAUCAGUAUUGCAUUCAAAAGGCCAAACAGAAGUGCACAUUUUGGUUCCCCUUGAGCUUUCUCCGACGGUCAUGGCUAGGAAAUUUAACCAAGAGAAGAUAAUUUGUCGCAAGUAAGUCUCUUGAUGCGUUUUUAACAAGCUUUCUAUGGUGAUCGGCAAAUCAGUACUCCGCAACCAUUACUGAUUUGGUGAGCAGGUGUUGUUUUAAGCCGCUGCAUUGCUGAUGUUUAUUUGGCUAAUCAAUCACUCAUGGUUGCCUUUGCUUUUAAGGGAUGCGUGCACUAGAAGAAGCUAUUGUUAGGUUAUGAUUCAUAUGACAAUUCAUAAAUCAUGCGGAAAAACCAUUUAGCCAGGAAUACAUAUUAUUUACACAUAAUCAUAUAGCAUAAUUUAGAUGCAUACUCUUUGUUGCGUGCCUUCCCUAGCUGCGCCCGAACCGAACAAGAACAAGUCUUUAGGACUCCAAAUGUCGUCCCUCCGUAGAUAGUUCACAGCACGUCCGGAUCCGCCUU